ACGUCUUACGUAAUGAAGAUACAACGCGCCCCUCCUCCUACGGGGAAGAUGGAACGAGGCGGGGAUGGACCACAAGAUUUUUGGUAUAAAAAUCAUCGGCUUAAGUACCGGUCAUCACACCAUCCUGUGUUCUCUAAAAGCAAACAUGAAGGUCCUGAUCCUGCUCGCUAUCGCCACCGCGGCUCUCGCCAGCCUGGAACCAGCCGGUUAUCGUCCCCCAGGGUCAUCUCCGUCUUCGAGGUACUUACCGGCCUCACAAAAUUCCAUAAGUUCGCCGUCCAACCAGUACUUGCCGGCCAACCGGUACACCGGCGCUUCCACGAUUCAGACACCGUCCAACCAAUACUUACCCGCGAAUCGCUACCAGACUCCGACUUCUCUGGAAACACCGUCGAACCAGUACCUCCCAGCUAACAAGUACAGCUCCUUCCAAGUUUCCCAGACUCAGGAGGCCCCGGUUAACCAGUACCUACCACCUUCGGGCAACCGGUACACCUCGGCAAACGUACACCGGGAAACACCGUCGAACCGCUACCUACCAGCGUCUGCCAACAGAGAAAUCGACGCCAGCUCCGCUCGCCAAUGGAUCGCCAAUCGCGCCGACGUCGGAUCAUCCCCGAGAUACACCGGCGCCAUAUCGAACCAGUAUCUCCCAGCCGCUUUCGAAGCCCAGCAAAAAGUAGCGCAACCCUCGAACAUCUAUCUGCCAGCUUCCGGUCGCUACUCCGCUCCCAGCCAUUCCGCUUCUACUUCUUCUUCUUCUUCGAGGUAUACGGGGGGUAGCGUCGCCGCACCUUCCAACCAAUACCUUCCCGCCAAUCGGUACGCCUCAUCCGAUAACGGAUACGGAUACCAGUCCGCCGAGGAUUCCGUACCCGCGAAGUACGAUUUCGAGUACGAGGUCAAGGACGAAUCCUCCGGUAACGAUUUUGGCCACAAGGAGAGCAGAGACGGCGACAACACCCAGGGCGUUUAUACCGUUGUCCUGCCCGACGGUCGUAAACAGAUAGUGGAGUAUCAGGCCGACCAGGAGGGAUACAAGCCGAGGAUUUCUUACGAGGAAUCGAAACAGGGAUACAACAACAACGCUUACAAUCGUCAGGGUGGAUACGCCCAUGGUUAUCCCCAGGGACCUUAUUAAGCGGAAUCGAGUUUUCGUACAACGUAGAAACAUGUGCCAGUAUGCCGACAACGACGACCUAGCGUUUUAUAGUAUCAUUUAAAGUAUCGAUUAACCUAUAGUUUCCUGUACAUUAUCCGUCAUAAUCACUGCGGUAUAUUCGAUUGAUACACGGUGAUUAUAACAAUCAUUACUGAUGUGUAAAUUAUUUUUAUAUUAAAAGAAAAAUAAACGAAUUUCAAUUGAUAAUAA
This is a messenger RNA of Athalia rosae (coleseed sawfly), 1372 nucleotides long. RefSeq names its product COPII coat assembly protein SEC16-like. The transcript is spliced from 3 exons. The record is from RefSeq and is a predicted model, not a curated record. The coding region runs from base 65 to 1141 and encodes 358 amino acids. Gene Ontology annotation, cellular component: extracellular matrix. NCBI's taxonomy places the organism in Eukaryota, Metazoa, Arthropoda, Insecta, Hymenoptera, Athaliidae.